AUGAAUAUCAUUUUUUAUUUAGGAACAGUAGAUGACUUAAUUAGCUUUCUUCAAAUUAGUAAGAAUUGUUAUGAAUCGUUCCAAAUGAUGCACACCAACCCUAAUUAUUCAUUCAAAACACAAAAAAAAGAAUUACAAAUAUUCAAGGAUUGUUCAUCUUUAGAAACUGUCACUGGAUCAUUUGAAUAUAUUAAAGAUUUUCAAUGUAAUUUAAAUGCUACUUUGUUUUUGCCUGUACAACAUGGGGUAUCACGAGGAGAAAUGAAUGAAGUUAUAGAAGAAUUAGUGAGUUGUGCAAAAAGAAUAAUUAAACUCAAAUUAGUAACAAGUAGAAGUGAUUUUGAAAUUCACUGGAAAACAUUUAUUAAUUUAAAAGAUAUAACUUUUGAUUUAUCUGGAGAGAGUUGGGUUCAUUUUUAUGAUGGUUAUCUUACUCUUAAUCAAAUAUUCUUUGAUAAAUGGAGAUUUUAUGAACUUAAAGAUCUUUCAGAACUUAAGAGAGUGUGUGUACAAUCAAUAAGUUUUAGUUGUAAACCUCCUAAUGUAGAAUCGUUAUUAGCUUCUAAGUGGUUUGUUGAAGUAGCAAAUUGGAAAAGAAAGUUAUACGUGUAUGGCAAUCAAAUUCAAAAAAGUUCUCCAAAUGAAAAUAUUGUCCUUAUUACAAAUUCACUUACCAGAGAACCAAAAACAUUAGUCUCUUAUUUAUCUUUUUGUCAAAUAGAUGGAAAUCAUUUAGACUUAUUUAUUAGAGAUUGGAAAAAAUACUAUCCAACAAAAGUAAUGCUUUAUUCUUGUAAAACAACAACUGACAUAUCAAUGGUUGAUUCUUUAGAAGAAGUAGAAUUAGGAACAUCAGGUAAUGGACAUAAAUUCAUUCUUCCAAAGAAUAUUAAAAAAGUGAAAGUUGGUGGUGGUGUUAAUACAAUUGAUAUCUCACUUUGUCAUGACAUUAAAUUUGAAGUCCAGUACCUUAAUUUUUGGAUUGAGCCAUCAAAAAAAGAAAUUACAUCCUUGGUUGUGGAUUGUACUUACCUACAUGAAGACUCACUAAUGAGAAUAACUGAAUUUGAAAAUGUUAAAAAAAUCAUACUAAAUGAGUAUGACGAUAAAAUUAUACUUCCUCCUUUGCCUGAGUCAAUUACCAUUGUCAAAAACUAUCUGACUACUAAACAACAACCUUAUGUAUUUUAUACUCAUAUUAAUAAAAAAGCUCCUCGUGAAUUUGAUGAAGAGGAUUUCUCUCAUCAGAGAGGAUGUAUCAUUAAUUGA
This is a messenger RNA of Entamoeba dispar SAW760, 1269 nucleotides long. RefSeq lists its product as uncharacterized. The record is from RefSeq and is a predicted model, not a curated record. Bases 1 to 1269 code for a protein of 422 amino acids. The transcript has a single exon. Lineage: Eukaryota; Evosea; Mastigamoebida; Endamoebidae.